Molecule: messenger RNA, 1998 nt
Organism: Grus americana (Whooping crane)
Lineage: Eukaryota; Metazoa; Chordata; Aves; Gruiformes; Gruidae
Product: telomerase Cajal body protein 1-like
Exons: 11
Coding region: 41-1630 (529 amino acids)
Biological process (GO): Cajal body organization
Cellular component (GO): Cajal body
Molecular function (GO): protein binding; RNA binding
Source: RefSeq, a predicted model, not a curated record
GUGCAGGCCGGGCAAAAGGGGGCGGGGCCAAGGGGGUGUCAUGGCGGCGCCCAUGGUGGAAGCUCCCCAGGGGGCCCCUCCCCCCCUCGGGACCACCCACGACGCGGAGGAGCCGGAUGCUUUGGAGUUCCCCCCCUACGAGCUGAGCCGCCCCCCCCGGCCGGUUUGGGGGGCGCGGGAUGAAUUCGCCCACCGGCCCCACAAUUUUCUCCGGGGCUGCAAAUGGGCCCCCGAUGGUUCCUGCGUCCUGACGUGCAGCGAUGACAACACCCUGCGGAUCUUCGACCUCCCCUCCCCCACCCCGGGACCCCCCCUGGGGCCGCCCCUCCCCCAGCUGGCGCCGGCGCUGCGGGUGCCGGAGGGCGACACCGUCUACGACUUCGCCUGGUUCCCCCUGAUGGACUCAACCCAGCCCCACACCUGCCUGGUGGCGGCCAGCAGCCGGGACAACCCCGUGCACCUCUGGGACGCCUUCGACGGGACCCUGCGGGGCUCCUUCCGCGCGUACAGCCACCUGGAGGAGCUGGUGGCCCCCCACUCUCUGGCCUUCGCCCCCGACGGCUCCCAGCUCCUGGGGGGCUUCGACGGCGCCGUCCGGCUCUUCCCCACCCAGCGCCCCGGGCGGCACUGCCAGGAGAGGGGGCUGCAGCAAGGGGGGCAGGGCCAGCGGGGCCUGAUUGGCUGCCUGGCCUUCAGCCCCACCCAACCGCUGUUCGCCUGCGGCUCCUAUGGGCGGAGCCUGGGGCUGUACGCCCUGGAGGGGGGCGGGGCCUUGGCGCUCUGGCCCCGCCUCCCCGCUGCCCCCACCCACCUCCGCUUCAGCCCCGACGGGAACCGCCUCUACGCAGGGGGGCGCAAGGACCGUCACAUCCUGUGCUGGGACCUGCGCAGCCCCGAGCGCCCCCUGCUGGGCCUGGAGCGGCGUGUGGGCACCAACCAGCGCGUGACCUUUGACCUUGACCCGACAGGGCGGUUCCUGGUGAGCGGUGACACCGACGGCUUCGUCACCGUCUGGGACACCCUGACCCCCCCGGUACCGGGGGAUCCCCCGCUGCUGACCCCCCACCUGCGCUUCCGCGCCCUCUGCGACUGCGUCAACGGCACCAGCCUACACCCCGGGCUCCCGUUGUUGGCCACCGCCUCGGGGCAGCGGCUGUUCCCGGCGCCGUGGGACAGUGACGAGGAGGGGACGGGCGAGGACGGGCCACCCCCGGGGGGGGACAAUCGCCUGCAGCUCUGGUGGUGGGGAGAGGAACCCCCCGGGGACGACGGCUGGGACCCCCCCGGGGACACCGACUGGGACACACACGGGGACGACGGCUGGGACAACCCUGGGGACACCGGGACUGUGUCCGCCGACUGUCACCCCCCUGGGGACACCGGAACCAGCCUCUCCAUGGACGCCAACUGUCACCUCUUUGGGGACAACGGCUGUGACACCCCCGGGGACACCGAUUGUCACCCCCCUGGGGAUGCUGAUGGUGACAGUGCCGGGGACGCCGACUGUCCCCCUUCUGGGGACACCGACUGUGACACCCCCAGGGACACCGGCACCAACCACCCCGUGUACGACAGUUGUCACCCUCCUGGGGACACCAACUGUAACCGCCCCCAGGGACACCAACUGUGACGCCAGAACUGACCUCUCCAUGGACACCGUCACACACCCCCCGCCCCCCCCCCCCCCCAGUGGCGACACUGACCCCCACCCAGGGCCACCAGCUGUGACCUACAGCCCCCACGGGGAACCCCAGGGUUGGUGUGACGUGGUGGCCGGGUGUGUGUGUGUGUGUCAUUUUUAGGGUGUCAAGCUGGGUUUUGGGAUGUCACCUAUGGGGGCUGGUUGAGGCUUUGGGGGGGUGGUGGGGUGGGGGUGGGCCCCACUCCACUCAUCGGCGUUGCCCAUUUAAGAACCUCCGGGGCCGGGCUUCCUCUCCCGGGGGGGGGGGGGCGGGACAUCCCGGCUGAGUGACAAACAGCAACACCCAAUCAGCGCUC